Cyclospora cayetanensis is the source of this 1542-nucleotide messenger RNA. RefSeq lists its product as uncharacterized. Gene Ontology annotation, molecular function: transmembrane transporter activity. The coding region runs from base 1 to 1542 and encodes 513 amino acids. Gene Ontology annotation, cellular component: membrane. The record is from RefSeq and is a predicted model, not a curated record. NCBI's taxonomy places the organism in Eukaryota, Apicomplexa, Conoidasida, Eucoccidiorida, Eimeriidae. Gene Ontology annotation, biological process: transmembrane transport. The transcript is spliced from 3 exons.
AUGGCGUCGUCUACUACAGAUAUCGACGCUGGCCAGUUCAGCAGAAGCACAAGUGAAAACAUGAGUGAUCUAGGCUCGCCCAGGCGCCUGUCCACUGGCUUGUGGACUGCUGCAUACAAUGAGCCUCCCGAACAAGCAAAAGCUGAACCUAAAGAGUCUAUUGCUAGGUCUGGAUUUAGUGCCCAUAUAUGUGGAAAAUCUCUGAACACUGCUUCCAAACGCGUUAUUCGCGCCACUUAUCUGUAUGGCUCUGUUCAUGGUGCCGUCGACCAGCUCCUUCCAGCGUGUUUCAAGGCUCUUGAAAGGGAUAUGGGAUUUACCCCGCAGUCCCUUGGUUUUGUAUCUUCCGUUGCUAGGGUUUCUCAUGUUUUGACUUGCCCAAUCUGGGGCGUCAUUAUCGAUUGUUGCGGACGUCGCCGCAUAUUUUCUUGUACAGCUCUUGGCUGGGGUGCAGCAAUUAGCGCCAUAUUUUAUGCUACGCAGCAGUCGCACAUAGUCCCCAUCAUGUGUGUUCUCGGUGUUUUCAUGGCAGCGAUGGGGCCACUGUCGCAAAAAGUCAUUGCGCAGGAAAUCCCAGAAAGUGAUCGAGGCCGCAGCUUUGGGAUGCUGCACUUUUUCCAAUCGUUUGGCAGAGUUAUAUCUUUAACGCUUACCACAUCUGUGUCUGGUUUGAGCCUUUGGGGGAUUCAAGGCUGGCGAUAUGCGCUAGCUAGCUUUGGCCUCUUGUCAACAAUCGUGGGAAUUAUUCUUGGAUGCACUGUUACAGACUGUCCUCAGCAACAUAAGAGACAGCAGGGAGGACAGCGCUUUUCUCUUCGCGACACCGCUUACGUGUUUUCCAACGGCAGCGUAUGGGUAAUGCUGAUAAUGGGCAUUCUCAAUGGAAUUCCUCGUUCUGCAAUUCACUUCUCCACAAUGUAUUUCCAAUAUUGCAACAUUCCAGACUGGUGGGCCUCCUUUAUUGUGUCGUCCAGCUGGAUUGCUGCUAUGAUCGUAGCCCCAGUCAUUGGGUUGACAGGUGAUUUCAUACAUUCCAGACACCCGCAUCAUGGUCGCCAGUGCUUAGCGCAGGUGUGCAUUGUUGCACGGUGCGUCCUCAUGACCGUUAUGUUAACCUGCGUACCAAGAGAAUCAGAGUCUCUCUGGAUAUUCCUCGUUCUAGCGAUCUUAAUUGGUUUUUUGGCUGGCUGGCCUGGAGUUGGAGUCAAUCGUCCUAUCCUUACGGAAAUUGUACAUCCGGAUCAUCGCGCUACAACGUUUGCAUUGGUUUCUUGCCUCGAGGGCGUCGGAGCAGCUUUACUGGGAGCGCCUAUAGUGGGCUACCUGUGUGAACAUGUCUUCGGAUACGUUAAACCACCUCAUGGCGCACACAUUCACUCUGCAACGAUUAUCCGUGGAAACGCCAGAGCGAUCUCCCUCUCUAUGCUUUGCAUGACUGUGGCGCCGUGGUUGCUUAGCAUCGUGGCCUACGGUGUUCUCCACUUAACGUACAAAUUUGACAGCCACCACGGGGCAGAUCACGCAGGUAUGCAUCUUCCCUGA